Molecule: messenger RNA, 252 nt
Organism: Phycomyces blakesleeanus NRRL 1555(-)
Lineage: Eukaryota; Fungi; Mucoromycota; Mucoromycetes; Mucorales; Phycomycetaceae
Exons: 3
Biological process (GO): mitochondrial respiratory chain complex IV assembly
Cellular component (GO): mitochondrial intermembrane space
Source: RefSeq, a predicted model, not a curated record
AUGAGUUUCGGAAGACCACCCAACGUUGAGUCAUUUUCAGGGGCACCUCCACUUCUUGGAAGUUUCCCGGUAGACCAUGACGGCGAAUGUAAAGACUUUAUGAAGAACUACGUCAAGUGCAUGAGAGUCAACAAGAACAACAAUGGUGCCUGUCGAGAAUUUUCAAAGGCAUAUCUUCAAUGUCGUAUGGACAAGGGGCUGAUGGACAAAGAUAACAUGGACAACCUUGGAUUUGCUGACAUGAGCACAAAG